AUGGAUCCGCCAUGGGAGAAUCUUAGUGUGAAACGCCAACAAAGUUACGUCACAUGUGAAUCGCCUUUAGAAAGUGUCGAUCUGGAAUGUUUGGCAAAUGCUGGUAUGGUAGCGAUUUGGAUCACAAAUCGAACAGGUAUUUUAUCUUCUAAGGAACAGUAA
Cooperia oncophora is the source of this 162-nucleotide messenger RNA. The record is from the annotation of a GenBank genome assembly. Lineage: Eukaryota; Metazoa; Nematoda; Chromadorea; Rhabditida; Trichostrongylidae.